CUGUGCUGCUUGUGAAACCGCAGUAGGCAUACAGAAGUUCAACUGUGAAAUGUCAGCUGAGUUAGCUAAAAUUAAAGUCCCUAGUUUGGCUGGUCGUCUGGAGCAGGGCAAGCUGGUCAAGUUGAAGAAAGUGUUUGAAGAUCUGAGAAAAGUUGAGGACGGCAAGGCGACAGUUUUUGAAAACACCGAUCUCGUUAAAUUUGCGAUUGAGCUUGCGAGACCGGAUAUUCUCCAGCACCAAGAUGUUAGUGUGCAGUGGUUGGCCGCUGCUUGCUCUCUUCAAGUUUUUAGAGUCUUUUAUCCAGAGGUCCCAUAUUGUGACCCUCAAAUGAUAAAGUUGGUGUUGGAGUUGUACUUGAGAAGGAUGAAAUCUCCACCAGCACCAGGUUCUCAGCAAUUUUGGUAUUACUAUAACAUCUUGGAGGUUGCUUCAUCAAUCAAGGUGUUUGGUCUUUGCCAUAAUUAUGAUCUUGUGGACAUAGGCAAGCAGGUCAUUAGAACUUGCAUCAAUACUGUCAGUGUGGUUCAGAACAAACCAAAGGCUGUCAGCUCAAUGGUGAAGAUUAUUGAACAUUACCUCUCAAGUGCUGAAACCAUAUCUAGAGACAUUCUUGAUAUGGUGCUAAUGCCUCUGGUUAAUCAGUCAAAGAACCCUGCUGCAUAUGAACUGUGUAGAGAGCUAUGGAUGACGGCAUCAGCAGAUCUUGAACCAUUCUUGCAAUCACUGUAUUCAUCAUCACUUGGUUUAAGUAAUGGACCAAAGGAGGAAGAAGAACCUUGUCUUGCUAUUCAGCACAUAAAUGAUAUUAUACUGGAGUUACACAAAAUUUCACCUGCAGUACUAAAUACGAUAUUACCCCAGAUGGAGUACAGACUCAAGGUGGAGGAGGAGACUGUUCGCAUAGAGACAGUUCAGUUGCUUGGUCGCAUGUUUGCUGAAGAAGCAUCACUAUUGGCACAAGAGAAUAUGUCUUUGUGGCAAUCGUUUUGUGGAAGAUUUCAGGAUGUGAGCGUCAAAGUUCGUUUACAGUGUAUUAAAUUGUCACAAUUUCUACUUGUUUACCAUCCAGAAAUACGACGAGCUACAGCAGGUAAUAGCUAUGUAGGAACCUGGAAGUGUUACACUAACUACAGUGUUAAAGGAGAACUCUCACCAGAAUCAACUAUCUCUCAGAUGAAAACUGCCACUUCAUGA
Messenger RNA from Corticium candelabrum, 1195 nucleotides. Its product is annotated as sister chromatid cohesion protein PDS5 homolog B-A-like. NCBI's taxonomy places the organism in Eukaryota, Metazoa, Porifera, Homoscleromorpha, Homosclerophorida, Plakinidae. Gene Ontology annotation, biological process: DNA repair; mitotic sister chromatid cohesion. Gene Ontology annotation, cellular component: nucleus; chromatin. Bases 50 to 1195 code for a protein of 381 amino acids. The record is from RefSeq and is a predicted model, not a curated record. The transcript has 9 exons.